AUGACUCACAUUUCAUUCUCUGAAAUCAUUCGUCAGGAAAGAAGCAGAAAUGCUAACCGUCAAAUUCGUUCACGUCUCACCUACCGAGGUUUGCGUUCAUCAAUGCAGAGGUCAAGAAAUGGAGUUUUUCCUCGCAUUCCAUCAAAUUUACGGGAGUUGACUGCAAUCCACCAAAAUCCUGCCUGGGCGCAUCUCACAAGAACAACGGACUUGCAAGAUUUCAUCUACAGUGGGUCUGUGGAUUCACUGGAUGGGUCUCAUAGUGUUAUUUACUGCAGCGAAAGGAAUCUACAACAUUUGAGAGAAGUUCCAGUAAUGUUUGCAGAUGGCACUUUUUACAUUUCCCCAUCAAUUGACAACUGCUAUCAGGUCUUCACUAUUGUUUGUGUGUAUGGCCACACAGUGAUUCCUCUUUUGUGGUGCCUCAUGGAGAGAAAGACAGAGGCCGCAUAUGUCUCUGUGCUUGUGCACUUACGGAUUCGCUUGGGCCAUUGGAAUUUCACUCAAGUAAUAUGUGAUUUUGAAGACGCAAUCAUGAACGCAUUCAGAAGGGUCUUUGACGUGGUAGUUCAAGGGUGUUUUUUUCAUUAUGUAUCGGUGGAUGUUUUUGUUGAGAUUGAAGAUGCCACUGUGGAUGACUUAAACAGCCUUAAUCAAGGGCUUAUUCCAAAUAGGCAUCGAAGCUGCUCCUCCAUCAGCAAUGACGAGAAUAUCAUUGCUCUUACAAAUCAAUUGUUGCAAUACCCUCUGCCAUCAGAUGAACAGAUAAUGACCUUCUUACACUCAGCGUCAUUCAGUGUUGACUCUGUAAUCCAAGAGGCCUUGGAUUUAGAAUAUGAUGAAGUGAAUAUUAGACCAAAAAUGUGCUGCCAGGUUCCUAAUCUUGCAGAAUCACCAAAGAUUAUUCUUUCUGCAUUUUUUUUUAAAAGAUAUAGGAUUAAAACCUGUUUGACAAUUGAAAAGGCUGAAACCACAUACUGGCUUUAUGAUGAUUCAACAUCGCAAAUGUUUAUCCCUCUUGAUUAA
Messenger RNA from Thrips palmi, 1026 nucleotides. RefSeq lists its product as uncharacterized. The record is from RefSeq and is a predicted model, not a curated record. NCBI's taxonomy places the organism in Eukaryota, Metazoa, Arthropoda, Insecta, Thysanoptera, Thripidae. The transcript has 6 exons. The coding region runs from base 1 to 1026 and encodes 341 amino acids.